AAAGAGGUGCCGGGGCUUAACAAUAUUUUUCCAUUCAUAACUGAUGCAGCAAGCCCAGAGAUGCAGGAGCAGUCUGAACUGCCAAGCCCUGGCACAAAUUAAGCACUGGGGGUUAUCUGUGGUCAGGAGGGUGGUGCGUUUGGUGACAUACAGGUGACAAGCUCCAGAUGUACGGGUCUGAUUCUCUAGUCCCCUGAAAGCACUGAGAGAUUUCAACAAUCCUGCAGGAUGUCUUUAUUGUUGUUUUAGAUUCACUUUCCAUGUUACUGAGAAGAGCUAGAGAUGCUGAGAGACACAGGAAGGGAGGGAGAUUCCUAACAGUUGACAACAGUUGACAAGAAGGUAUGCGACAUGGUCAGAGGCAGGAUGGGAACGAGCCCUGGCUGGUCGCUGCGGUUGGUGGCUCUGUGGACGCUCUAUGGAGUCGCUGGAGCACAGCCAUCCAUCACAGCUCAGUAUGGAGAGGACAUCACACUGGACUGCACCUUCCACCACAUACCGGGGGUAAAACUCCAGCGACUGAACAUCACCUGGAAGAUGCAAAGAGCCGAGGGAGCAGCUCUCCUGGUUCACAGCUACUGUGAGCAGAGGGACCUGUGGCAGGGACAGGACAAGGUUUACUGGGGCCGGACACAGCUGGACCCAGAGGGAAUCCACAAAGGGAAUGCGUCCCUGCGACUCAGGGCUGUGCACUUCCAGGACGAGGGCUCCUACCUCUGCUACAUCGCCUCUGAGCUGGGAACCUCGUCCCAGAAGAUUUCCCUGGCCGUGCUCAGUAGGUUUCUUCUGCCUGUGUCCCUGUCCGAGCGUCUGAGACACAGUCACUCACUGUGUACAAUGUGAUCGCCCAGCAGAGCCAGGUCUGGCUAAAGCGCCACAAUCCCCCAGUGCAGACACAGGCCACAUCUCCGCUAGCAGCGCUUUGCCUUGACUUUCAGCCACCGUGUAGCCUUAUGUUUUUCCACAUAGGUUUAGCCCACACAAGCACAGCGCUUGCCUUUGUCCUCUGCUAGUGGCUGUCUCACAUAAAGGGAUAAUAGCCUCCAAGUGGUAACAACUGUUGGAGUUGUGAAAAGCAACAGAGGGUCCUGUGGCACCUUUAAGACUAACAGAAGUAUUGGAGCAUAAGCUUUCGUGGGUGAACACCCA
Molecule: messenger RNA, 1149 nt
Organism: Chrysemys picta bellii (western painted turtle)
Lineage: Eukaryota; Metazoa; Chordata; Testudines; Emydidae
Source: RefSeq, a predicted model, not a curated record